Gavialis gangeticus (Gharial) is the source of this 5540-nucleotide messenger RNA. It is a transcript of the gene GNS, whose product is annotated as glucosamine (N-acetyl)-6-sulfatase. Lineage: Eukaryota; Metazoa; Chordata; Crocodylia; Gavialidae. The record is from RefSeq and is a predicted model, not a curated record. The transcript has 14 exons. Gene Ontology annotation, biological process: glycosaminoglycan metabolic process. Gene Ontology annotation, molecular function: N-acetylglucosamine-6-sulfatase activity; glycosaminoglycan binding. The coding region runs from base 83 to 1678 and encodes 531 amino acids.
GGUGCUGCUUCCUCCUGGGCUGCGGCGGCUGCUGGUGCUGGUGGUCUCGGGGCCGGAGGCGGCCGCUGUUGCGCCCAUCGCCAUGUCUCCCGCCGCUCUGGCUCUGGCGCUGCUGGCGCUGGGCUGCGUGGAGGCGACCAGCUCUCGCGGCGCGCGGAGGCCCAACGUGGUGCUCAUCCUCACCGAUGAUCAGGACGUCAGCCUGGGUGGCAUGACGCCUCUGAAGAAAACCAAAGCCCUCAUCGGAGACAUGGGCAUGGCCUUCUCCAACGCGUAUGUGCCAAGUGCCCUGUGCUGUCCCAGCAGAGCCAGCAUCUUAACAGGGAAGUACCCACACAAUCACCAUGUUGUCAAUAACACCCUGGAGGGAAACUGUAGCAGCAAAUCAUGGCAAAAGAUACAGGAACCCUAUACCUUCCCAGCCCUCCUCCAGUCCUCCUGUGGUUAUCAAACAUUCUUUGCUGGGAAGUAUUUGAAUGAGUAUGGAGCAGAAGGUGCUGGGGGAGUAGGCCAUGUUCCUCCAGGAUGGAGUUUUUGGUAUGCAUUGGAGAAAAACUCAAAGUACUACAACUACACUCUUUCAAUAAAUGGAAAGGCACGAAAGCAUGGGGAGAACUACAGUGUAGAUUACCUGACAGAUGUACUGGCUAACAUGUCUUUGGACUUCUUGGAAUAUAAAUCUAACUUUGAACCCUUCUUCAUGAUGAUCUCCACUCCAGCACCACACUCUCCUUGGAUAGCUGCCCCUCAGUAUACAAAGAGCUUCCAGAAUGUCAGUGCACCAAGAAACAGCAAUUUUAACAUUCAUGGAAAGAACAAGCACUGGUUAAUCAGGCAAGCAAAGACUCCAAUGACUAAUUCUUCAAUACAAUAUCUAGAUAAUGCAUUUCGGAAAAGAUGGCAAACCCUCUUGUCAGUAGAUGACUUAGUAGAGAAACUGGUAAAGAAAUUGGAAUUCCAUGGUGAAUUAGAUAAUACUUAUAUUUUUUUUACCUCGGAUAAUGGUUAUCAUACAGGACAAUUUUCUUUGCCAAUAGACAAACGGCAGCUGUAUGAGUUUGACAUUAAAGUUCCCCUGCUUGUUCGAGGACCAGGGAUCAAACCAAAUCAGACAAACAAGAUGCUUGUUGUAAACAUUGACUUGGGUCCCACUAUAUUGGAUAUUGCUGGGUAUAACAUGAACAAGACCCAGAUGGAUGGGAUGUCAUUAUUGCCAUUGUUGAGAGCAGACAAAAAUGUGACCUGGAGAUCGGAUAUGUUGGUUGAGUAUCAGGGAGAAGGGCUUAACAGCAGUGAUCCUACCUGCCCUGGCUUGGGACCUGGUGUCUCUAAUUGUUUUCCAGACUGUGUUUGUGAAGAUUCCUACAACAACACAUAUGCUUGUGUGAGGACACUGUCUGCUUCAUGGGAUCUCCAGUACUGUGAAUUUGAUGACCUAGAGGUGUUUGUAGAAGUCUAUAACUUGACUGCAGACCCAUUUCAGAUUAAUAAUAUUGCUAAAACAAUAGACCAGGAAAUUUUAGAGAAGAUGAACUAUCGACUUAUGAUGUUACAGUCAUGCUCUGGAGCAACGUGUCGUACGCCAGGAGUCUUUGACCCAGGGUAUAGGUUUGACCCACGUCUGAUGUUCAACAACCAUGCUGUUCAGGCUCGCAGAUUUUCCAUACAGUCUUCCUAACAGCAUUUAAUCAUUUUAUACAGCUGGCUGCCAGUGGCCAUGUCCUCAGUGAUUGCAGCAGGUCUGUCUCUAACCUUCACUGAUUUGCAGCUGGAAGACUUGAUCAACUGGCUGUUCAGACCUUGUUUUUGGAGGGGAAGGAGGAAACCCUUAUCUCUAGCUGGUUGCCUUGUGCAAUAUGUGUGUUUGAUAACCAAACUGUAAUUCCAAACUCAGACAUGGCUAAUCUCUUUUGCUCAGACGUGAUUAUCACCUUGUCUUUCAAGUAUCUUUUAAUAUUGCAGGGAUAGGAUUUGACCUGUAAAUCUGAACUUCAUAUUUUGUUUCAAUAUGAAUAAAGAUAGAUGACGCAUUGAAUCAGGUUAACCUGGACAGACUGUAUUGCACAGAGAACUCUACCUGUAUUCACUCCCUCUUAGACAGACUUUCCUAAAAUCUAAGUGUGUACUUGCAGGUUUCCAGUGUUGAUUUCCAUUGCUAACCUGGAGCAAACUUCCAUAAUAUGUAAAGCAUUAGUCAGAACUACAGGAUCCGACUAGGAUCAGCAACAUAUUAACCUCCAUCACUGAGACCGUUUCACACUAGGCUAGUCAGUCUCACUGGGCUGCUUUAGUAACUUUCAAACAAGAACAUAAUUUUAUAGUAGUUCCCAUUCAGAACAUAAAAUCAGUUAAGAGAGAUCAUUGGAACAGCUUUUAGAAGUUUCUAACAUAGGCUUUUUGGCAUGCUAUUUCAAAACAAAAUAGUGUUGAGACUAACCUGAAAUGUUGGGUUGAAACAGUGCCUGUAUGUUGAUCGCAAUGAGCCAGCUGAACUUCAGAACUGGAACAGAAAUAAAUAUCAGAAAACAAAGAGAAAUUGGGCACCACAAUAGUCUGUCAUAUGUCUUCAGCCUCCAGGUGUCUUGCAAAUGAUUGAAGAUCUGAUCAACAUAAACAUAGUUUUAAAUUGAUUCUCUCUUGAGAGCCAAAUAGCUAAAAGCCUUACUCGUCAGAAAUCAUAGUAAGAUGACCAGUUUGGGUAGAUGUAGCGCUUCCCUACAUAGAGCUGCUUUUAUGUUGACAGCUAUUAUCUAUCUAUUAAACUGCAUUAAGUGCCCCUUACACCAAAGAACUGCAAGCCAGAUUUCUGACCAUGGUAGGUUGUCCAGCUUUCUGCUUUGAUGAGAUUCAGUUGUUUCUUCAGCCUACUGAUAUUUUCAGCUUUCUAAAGACUGCUUAUAUGAAACUCACAGAUGAUGGCUCUAUCUUAUGUGGAAUAUCAAAUUCUUUUCUAAAGUCUAAAAAACACCAACAUUCAGCACACUUUUUAAAGAGUUCAUCUGCAUAGAAAAGGAAGUUAUUCAGAGUGGCUGCUGAGAACUGACUGCAUUGUGUUGAUGUCACAGGAUCCAAGAUUAUUCUGCUCUAGGCUGUAAACUGUAGUUUAGUAUGGAAACAAAUAAUUGUCAAAUUGAGCUGUUGCAAAUUUCUCCUUUCUCUAAGUCACUGGUUUUGAUAUAGUUACCAAGAUAUCUUUAACUCAGCUCCUUUUGUGGGGGAACAUUGCCAGUUAAACAAAACCUUUUGCCAAGAAAGUAUUUCAAAUAGUCCCAAACAUUCUAUGAUUUUUUUUUAUAAGUUUAAUUGCAUUAACUUUUUUUUCAUUUCAGUGUUGACAUAUCUGAGCCACUGUCUAUGAAGCCUCUGCUAUUCAUCCUUCUUCCUUUUGUAGAAGGUAGCAUACAAAUAAGCGGGGGAGGUAAAUUUACCCUUUCCCGUAGGAGUAAACUUUCAUGAUGCCAUGCUGGUCAGGUUUUGAAGAGAUUUAAAUUCUGAUUUGGAAUGAGAAAUUUAACUUUAGAGAUUGGCAAUCUGGAGAUAUGUGAUGCAUUGAACAUUUAUUUCUGCUGCAAAAUCUCCUUAAAGUUGUAGGAUCCAAACUUUAAGGGUGUGUUCCUAUAUGUAUAAUCUUCAAAUCCUUUUCCAUUAAAUUAAGUGAAUACUUUUGUGUUCCAUUCAUCAACUAAAACAAUGGCUUUCAACUUGUUGUUUCCUUCUCCAUUUGCUACCCAAUCUAUCCUGAGCAAAUGUCCUUCAGUGUCUGGCAUCUUCUGCAAAUAGAUCUCCUUGCUUAUCACUUUUGUCCCUGACACCUUGUCUCACCUUAGUAAUAUGGUAGGUCCUGAGACUUGUUCCUACUCAAACUAAAAGCUCACUUUAAAAACAGUUUUGUUCUUUCACUUAGACUUGAGUUUUACUUUUCAGUUGAGCUCACUAUAUACUCUGGUUGGUAGCUCUAAGGUGUGAAAGGAUGGGGGAUGGAAGCAAGUCCUUAAAUCAGGGUGACUGAAAGCUAAUGGACACAUUGCUAAAAUGUGCUUGCAGGUUGUGCAGCAAGAGUUUUAGCUUGUUAACUUAAGUUGAACUAUGUAGUAGUAAUCAAGGCCUAAUUUUGGGUUGGUUGGCUUAAGUAGCUCUUCUGUGUAGAAAAAGCUAUUGUAAUCAUGACUAAAGGGUGACUCAAUAUAAUUGCUCCUUAAUGUUAGGUUUCCUUACUACAGUAUGCUUGGUUGGAAGGGGAAAUUUAACUGCUUAAUGAUACAUGUUUGCAUGUUCUACCCAUAUUGACAUGAAAACUGAUUGCAUAGAACACACACUGAGUCAAAUGAGCAAGUGUUUCACCCUUAUCUAACAUGUUCAACAUGCCCCCCUCCCUUCUUUACCUAACCCUUUUCUUUGCUUAUCUUGAGUCUGCCAUAUACCAAUUUGAAUUCUGCUAUAAAGCAAGUGUGAUUUGUCAUAGAAAAAAUGUACACAUCAUCAUAUUCCACUAGUGAGUUCUUUUCUGAGUUGCCAAAAAGUGUGUAAAUUUUGGGGGAAAAUACUUCUGAACAAACCUUUACUUUCAAUGGCUUAAGCCAACUAACUGUCAAAGACAGGCAGCAAUAAUUAGAUGCCUUGUCAUUAUAGCUUUAAGGUGUCUGCUCUAAUUUAACAUAGUGGGCUCUUUUCCAGGAAACAGUCAUUCUUACUGGUAUCUUUCACCCUUUUGAAAUGGUCAGUGUUCACUUCUGGUUGUUUUUUUUUUCUUGACACUAGUUGAAAUAACCAUUGUGAAGGAACUUUAACAUACAGCUGGGUCAGAUUCCAAAACAGCAGGCUUCAGUCAUGAGGGCCUUUCUAGAUGUAACAUUUGAUUAAAAUGUUUGAACACGGCUGUUUUUUACUUGCACCUUAUUAUUCAAGAGCCAUCUAACGGGUGAGUGAAGAGGCCUUACUGAAUAGUAGUCUCAUUUCGGUAAAAUGUGACUUUAUUUUAAACUACCCAAUUGUUUCCCAGGCUCUAGCCUGAUUUAAAACAGAGGUACUAUGUAGUAUAAAACCUUGCAAGACGCAUUCCUUUAUUACAGUAGGAGCAAAACAAAUCUCUUACCUAACAGUAUUGCCACUUGCAUGAGUGAACACACUUAACAAGUGCUUGCAGAGUCGAUGAACUGAUUUCUCAUGGCUCGGGGAGCAAAUGUUUUAAUGCUGUCCCCUAUAGUGUUUACCUUGAAUCAUCUACAAAAAAGGCAAAAUAAGUUGUUUAAAUUAAAAUAAUCUGAUAAAUACUGUUUGGAGUGAUUACACUAUACAAAGUAGAUACACAAAUGUGAUUGUUACACUGCUGAAGAUAAUUCUUAAAUCAUUAAAAUGCAACUUUAUUUGUAUUCUUGUCCAUGUGGCAUGUGAUUGUACCACCCUCUGACUUAGUUCUGGUUUUUAUUCUACUGUACCAUAAUUGUACUUUGAUUAGAAAGUGCCCUUCAAAAGAACCCUGUUCACUGCUGCACUUUUAAAAAAGAAAAGAAAAAAAUAAACUGUCUCCUAUGACUAUCUCA